This is a messenger RNA of Cynoglossus semilaevis (tongue sole), 7049 nucleotides long. RefSeq names its product Rho guanine nucleotide exchange factor (GEF) 28a (gene arhgef28a). Gene Ontology annotation, molecular function: guanyl-nucleotide exchange factor activity. The transcript has 36 exons. Gene Ontology annotation, biological process: regulation of Rho protein signal transduction. The record is from RefSeq and is a predicted model, not a curated record. Bases 352 to 5625 code for a protein of 1757 amino acids. Lineage: Eukaryota; Metazoa; Chordata; Actinopteri; Pleuronectiformes; Cynoglossidae.
UUUUGUUCGUGAUUGGGAGAAUUAAGUUGUGUACAGCAGCUCUGGGAGGCAGAGGGGGAGGCGUUACCGACUCUGGCAACACCUGCAAACCGACUCCCAUCGACAGCCGUUGGACUGAGAGAGUCCUGGUCCGCUGUAGCGAGAAGGAGGAGGAGGAGAAGCCUGACAGAGGAUCACGGUCGCCGUAGCGAUGUGGAAUAAAACUGCAGGAUGUGACCUAAGCCUUGAAGCAAAGAUAAAACCAGCGGCAGAGAAAAGUUUUUAAAGACGGAAAGUGCUGCGAUCGUCGGAUCUGAGCAGAGAGCAGCAGAGACUCCGACACGGCAGCAGGAAUCUCUUGAAUGGGACAAAAUGGAGUUAAACAGAAGAAGGGUGCCGGUGUAUGGACAAGUGCAGGCAAAUGUGAAGUUGAAAACCACAGUCCCUCACGACGCAGACUUCUACAUUGUUGUACAAGGUUCGAUGCUUGCACACGUGACCGCAGCAGAGAGACAGGAGGUUGAAGAUGGACUGACUCUUUCCUUCAUGGUUCCAGGCAACGACUGUAUGGAGGUCUCCUCUGUAACGGCCUACAUUUACACAGAGGACCAGGCCAAGCCAUGUGGAAGUGAAGCUUCUCUUGAAUACGUCACCGACGUUGUCCAGGAAGCAGCGGAGUACCUGAGUGCACACAGGGACCGGCUCGGGCCCCAGAGCUACCAAGAAGUCCUGAAGAGGUUUCCAUUGCUCGGGCAGGCGGCAGACAAGGGCCUCUCUGCCGGAGACUUACACUGUGACGAGGACGAUGAAAAUGAUGCGCGAGCCAAAGAAGGUGAUCUACGUCAUCUCGAUGAGCAGAUCACUCAAGCCUUGGCCAACAUGGAUUACCUUCGACAGUGGAAAAGUCAACAAGGAGAAGCUGCUCAUAUACAAUACCAAGAAAAGCUGCUUCAGCUGGCGGUGCGCUUGGGUUUGCCUGGUCUCUCCGGCUACCUGAGUCAGCGGUCAAGAGAUCAGAAGACGGAGACUGUGGCCAAUGAGGAGAGAGAGACUCCACACCAGCUGACACAGACCAACCAGUGGAAUCAUUUCUUUAGAGGUCUCACAAGUUCUCCAGAUCCGGCUCUUGCCCCAGGUCCGGGGGUGUGUAGGAGGGUGUGGUCAGAUAACUGCUCUCUGUUGAGGUUUUGCCCUUGGACCAACUCCAUCACCCUGACGGUGCGUCAGGCUCCUGGCAGCUGCCAGCAGGACACCAUUAAGACGUUGCGAGAUAGACUGAAAGAUCCCAGUACCUUUGACCUGAUAAAUAUGGUGAGAGAGAACACACGGCUACAAAUGAAAAACAAAGAGGAAUUUCUCUGCAACGGCAAAGGCCUGUCCAAGGAGCCGCAGAUGCAGGAUAUCAUGGUGGACGAUGAUUUUAAAGAUGGGCUGGUUCUAUCACUGCAUGAAGAUGAUGACGAGAAAAAGAACUCUCUGCCAGUUUAUGACCAUAUCUUGAAGGAGUCCAGUGAAGAGGAGAGCCACGUGGUCCGGCCUCUUUAUGACACUCAGUGCAUGGUCGCCAGCGACAGUCAGAGGACCGCGCUGCAGCCACAGGCUGACGUUGGCGUUCCGUACAGCAUCAGGGGAGUGACGCGUGACAGCACGGCGACAGACAGCGGCGUAUGGGACGCACUGGACACAAACGAUCUCCUUUUAGUCAUCGACACUCCGACGCAUUCGUCAAAGUUCAGCUCUGUGACGUCCUCGCCUCGAUGCUCACCUGCUGAUCAGGCUCUUGCCAGGUUGACUCGACCCACGUCCUUAGAAUCAACGAGUGAGCGAGACAGUUCGCCCGUAGAAACCUGUGACCUGAGUCCCAGUCUUGUGGCUCUGGAGGUGGACAGUGAGGAGGACAUGGCUGAGACAAACGUACUGCCCCCCCCUCGCUCAUCAGAUGUGGAAAAAAGGGCCGAAAAAGUCAAAGUUGCCUCUCGUCAGUUGCCUGAUCUCACCUGCACUCGCAGCAAAUCUGCCUCCUCUGCCUUUGAUCCUGCCACCAAAGACUUGGACGACCAGGGAGUUCGACUGCGUUCCUAUUCCUACUCUUCCCCGAAAAUCAGUUUCCGUCCCACACGUUUCGCACGGGACAGUCAGACGUCGGACAUGAACCCAGAUGGAGCACUCCACAGUGCCACCCACAGCCGAUCUCUCCUUCAGGCCCUCUCUCUGUCUAAAUCUCUGUCUCUGCUCAACCCUGGUAAACAAAGAGGCUGCAGCCUGCAGGAGCAGUCCCACGAGAAAAGGGAGAUUAAGUUCCGUAAACGUGCUCAGUCUGCCGACGAUGAAGGAACUAUGGAGCUGGCAGACUCGCUCCAACAUCUCACUCUGUCUGAGUUCCUUAAAGAAAUUGAAGAGGAGGAGCUGGAUAAUUACAGCGUACCCACUAAAGUGGAGUCGGAGAAGUACCGAGUCAUUCGCACCUUCAGUUUCCUGAAGAACAGGAUGUCCAGCACACGCAGCAAGAGCAAGGGCAAAGGGAAGGACAGGGACAAGCAGACGAAUGGACAUCGUUUUGCCACGGGCUCCUGUUUAGGCCCCACCGUCUGCAUCGUUUGUGACAAACCAGCAUCUGGGAAAGACAUGCUGCACUGUCCGAACUGCACCGCCAUCGUCCAUAAGGCGUGUAAGGAAUCGGUCCCACCGUGUUUGAAGAAACUUCAGGAUAAAUCUGCUGCAGUGACAAGGACCAAGACAGCAUCCCUCCCACAGAAUUUCACAGUGAGAGAAAGUUCCCCCCAGAGUCUGAUCCCCGUCUCCGCCUCUUCACUGAUGUCCAGCUCCAAGGACAGAAAAGACACCACCACCCACUCAUGUCCCAUAUCUGGGAGUGACAGUCGGCUCAGCGAGAGUUCAGAGACAGAGUGGGACUGGGUGAAGGUCAACGGCCUUUCAGACGAGCUGCUGCCAACUCCUGUGUCCUCCGUUUCUGCCGACUCAUCAUUUGGAGAAGACUGUGUGGACUCAUGCAUUCAGGCUGACAUCUUAAUGGAUGCAGGCGAUUACCAGGCCGAGUCGUGGAGUCUGACGGUGGAGCAAAAGUUCUGCAAGAAGCAGGACAAGCGAGUCAUCAAAAGGCAGGACGUCAUCUACGAGUUAAUGCAGACGGAGCUCCAUCACCUCCAGACUCUGCACAUCAUGGCUGAGGUGUUCAGGAGGGGGAUGAUGGAGAAGGUGCAGCUGGACAUGGAAGCAGUGCAGCGGGUGUUCCCCUGUCUGGACCAGCUGCUGCUGAUACACCACGGCUUCUUCAGUGCCAUGAAGGAGCGGCAGCACGGCUCCACCCAGCAGGACGGAAGCAGAAACUACCUCAUCGGGCAGAUAGGAGACAUCCUGCUCCACCAGUUCUCAGGUGAAACUGGUGAAACGAUGAAAGAGGUUUAUGGAGAAUUCUGCAGCCGUCACAUCGGAGCAGUCGGCUUCUUCAAAGAACUGCAGCAACAGAACAAGAGGUUUCAGAAUUUCAUCAAGCAACAAGGUAAUAAUUCAUUGCAUCGACGGAGAGGAAUCCCAGAAUGCAUUUUGCUUGUAACCCAAAGAAUUACCAAGUACCCAGUCCUGCUGGAGAGGAUUCUUCAAUACACGCAGGAAAACACAGAGGAGUGUGCCGACCUUUCAAAGGCCCUCGCUCGCAUCAAAGAGGUGGUGGCAGCCGUCGACCUGAAGGUCAGCGUGUACGAGCGGCAUCAGAAGUUACAGGACGUGUGGAGCCGCAUGGAGAACCGCAGCUCCGCUAAACUGAAGAACGGACACACCUUCAGGAAGCAGGACAUGAUGGGCUCAGGACAGACGCUGAAACACCAGGGGGUGCUGCUGUGGAAGACGGCCACAGGACGACUGAAAGACGUCCUGGCUCUCCUUCUCACAGACACACUUAUCUUCCUGCAAGAAAAAGACCAGAAAUACACAUUUGCUGCAGUGGACCAGAAAGCUCCAGUUGUAGCUCUGCAGAAGUUGAUAGUGCGGGAAGUCGCUAACGAAGAGCGAGGAAUGUUUCUGAUCAGUGCUUCAGCAGCCGGACCAGAGAUGUAUGAAGUCCACGCUGCAUCCAAGGAGGAACGGAACACCUGGAUGAGGCUCAUCCGAGAGGCCGUGGAGAGCUGCCCAGAGGAAGAGGAGGAAUACACGAGUGAGUCUGAGGAGGAGAGGCGAGCUGCUGAGGCUCGUGUCCAAAAGAUCCAGAAGUUACAAGAGAGUCUGAUGAGCCAGGACCAGCAGAUCUGCUCCAGCCUGGAGGAGAAGCUACGCAUUUACACAGAGCUGUCCAUGGUGAACGGGAGGUCGGAGAGUUCGAUGCUGGAACCGCGCUUGCUUAGCCACCAUCACCCAGAGGAGGUACCGCAGGGCACCACGCUGCUGUCUGCUGCUCUGAAGGAAGCUGAAAAACUUAAAGCCACCUUGUCCUGGAAAACCUGUUCUCCAUCCAGUCAGUCGUCCAGUCCGGUCUUUGACACAGACCCAGUGGUCGGCCCCGCCCCACCUGUAGAGAUCCCUUCCCAUGCUGUGGAAUCUGCACCUGAAACCCCUGAGGUCACUGAGGGGAGACACACUCCUGUGGAUGACAACGACAAGAUUGCCCAGAGUGUCCACAGCCUGACUCAGUUACUCUACAGUCUGCAGGCUGUGGUGACCAUUCAGGAUAGCUACUAUGAGCUCCAGAGGCUGCGGCUUCAGGAGAGCGGGCGGCGGUCUCCUCGGGUUCCGGGUCCUCACCCUGCAAGCACCCGGAGCAACACCCUGCAGGAACAGGAGAAGCAGCGCAACCUGGAGAAGCAGAAGGAGGACGUGGUUGCCAUUCAGCGGCUCCAACAACGCCUGAGACAGGAACGGGGUCGCUGGGAGAGGGAGUGCCAGGCCAAAGAGAGCCAGCAGGAGGAGCAAGAGAGCAAGCUGGAGGAAAGGGAGAGACAGUGCCACCUGGAGGCUCAGAGGCUGAGGCAGGAGAGGGAAGAACUGGACCUACAGCAGGAGGAGUACCAACUGAGCUUAGAGCGUCUGAAGGAUGGACAGAGGAGGGUGGAGAUGGAGCGCGAAUGCCUGGAGAAACAGCAGAAGCUGGUGCAGACGUUAAAGAACGGCCGACAGAGGAAACUGCCCACAGUGAUCCCACACAUGGUCAUACCUCUACAUGGUCAACAGGACCCGGCUCCCAGUCAUUCAAGAGGCCAUGCUGGUAAUGGCUCUAUGUUUGUGAACGAGGCGGCGUUCUCCAGCACCAGCAUCAACAACCGCCACGUCAACCACAAACGCAAUGACCCCAGCGCACACAACUGUCUCAACACCCUGCUGGCCAGAUCCAACAGCAGAAACUCCCCCAAGGCAAAGGCUCGCCAUGAUCCACAGUCCGACCCCCAGAGCAGUGGGGGGAGGCAGACAGGAUACCUGUACAGUACCACGGGACGGCUUGGACCGCAGCACGCUCCACCAGGUGAUAACAGCCGCAGCUACAUCGGAGAGACCUGGUUGUCAACAGCGAGUGCAGCUGAUCUGUAUCCAGAGGUCCCGCAUCCCACUGACCCUCAGCUGGACCUCAGCGCUCUGGUUUCCUUGGAAACUGACAGUAGUGGUGAGGAAGGCAGGGAGGAAACUAUUGUGUACCUGUGAAAAUCCAGCCCAACACUUGGAGGAAGAUAAAGAAUACACAAACAGGCAACCAUGAAGUGCAGAGAGAAUAAAAUAGCAAAGCAAAAAGAACCUGUUACCUUCAGACCUGAGGUCACUGGUCUGUCACCUCAGCUCGACGUCACAGCUUGGUGUUUAUGCUCUCUUUCUUUGGUCGCGUUCAGCUCUUCCUUCACUCUGCUCCCUUUGGAGCGACAUCGUUUUAAAAUAUCAGAAAUGCGACAUAUUCUCAUCUCAGCAGCCAGUGGUCGUUUUCGUACAAACGCGACACGCCACACUUUUUUUCAACCGCGCCGCCUUCAGGAGCGGUUGUUUUUUUUUUAUCUGUUGAGCAGCUUGGUUUUCAAAGAUAAAUCUACUAAUGUGUCUAAUGUGUGGAUGAAUUUCUACAAAGACGUCUGAGUGAAGAGAGAGAUUUCUCUUUGAUGAAGUCGUCUAGAAGAAAGAAUGAUGUUUCAGGGAAGAUCAUUCAAAGACUUUCAAGUCUCCUGACUGUUUUUGGAUUCAUAACCAAAAACGUGGUCCAAAUGACGCAAUUUGUAAAGUAAUGGGCAGAUUUUCUUUUUAGGAUUUACUCAGUAUUUAGAAAUCCUGUUACUUCUAGAUUUUUCAUAAUGUCUAGAUAAGUUUUUUUUCAUACCAAAUGUCCUACAGCCCUGCAGGAUCAUGAAGGUACCCCAAAGUAAAUCAUGACAAAUGACUCAGAGCUUCACGUUUGAAGGUAGGACUAUAUUAUAAUUAUAUCAUUUCCCUUCAUGAAGUUUUUUAUAUUGAGUUUUUAAAACUAAAACAAAAUUAACCGUUGUUUAAUUUUGAUUUGGUUGGAGUGCCUUCUAGUGGAUGAGGAACGAAACAACAAGCUUGUAUAUAUACAGUAUAUGUAUAUAAUUAACUUUUAAAAAGCAUUUAAAAAUUCACAUAAAGCCUUAGAAAUUUGAAUCGGACUUGAAGGGAGAAUUGACAGCCCUAGUCGUAGUAAAAAUGAAAAAUGAAUCCCACUGGGGGGGGGUGUAUGGGUGAGGAUGGGAGGCAACAGUGUCAUAGAUCCAACACAGUGCAAUAAAGAUGCAUUAUGUUCAAAUUAUAAUUGUUCCAUCUGAUGUUUUCAUAAAGUUUUUCAUAAAGUCCCUUAGCUGUUAACAGUGUCUCUGCCCUUUCAGACCCUAAUGUGUCGUCAUAUUAAAUAUUAAAAAGGGAAAACGGUGACAUUAGACACUUCACAAAGGACCUGAGUCAUCAUUUUGACUCUGCUUCACCGGAUGAAAUGAAAUGAUCCUCAGAACUCCCUGAUAUGAGCCAGAACCACAGAAUCUUCACUUUUGGGCCAGUUUUCUUUAUGUCCAUCACUUCAGUAAAAAAAAAAAACAGUCGUUUGGAGCCUGUUCUCACAUAAGAGGAGAGAAAUC